Molecule: messenger RNA, 945 nt
Organism: Apodemus sylvaticus (European woodmouse)
Lineage: Eukaryota; Metazoa; Chordata; Mammalia; Rodentia; Muridae
Product: olfactory receptor 51I1
Exons: 1
Coding region: 1-945 (314 amino acids)
Biological process (GO): G protein-coupled receptor signaling pathway
Cellular component (GO): membrane
Molecular function (GO): G protein-coupled receptor activity; olfactory receptor activity
Source: RefSeq, a predicted model, not a curated record
AUGCUAGACUUGAAUGGCACGCCCUUCCAGCCAGCCACACUACAGCUGACAGGCAUUCCUGGGAUGCACACAGGCCAAGCUUGGAUUGCCCUGAUUUUCUGUUUCCUCUACUUCAUCUCCAUUGCAGGCAACCUCUGCAUCCUCGCUCUGGUCAUCCGAGAACCUCCUCUACACCAACCCAUGUACUAUUUCCUCUCUAUGCUCUCUCUCAAUGAUUUGGGAGUGUCCCUAUCUACACUUCCCACUGUGCUUGCUACCUUCUGCUUCAAUUACCGCCAUGUUGGUUUUGAUGCCUGUCUGGUCCAGAUGUUCUUCAUUCACACGUUUUCUUUCAUGGAAUCGGGCAUACUACUCGCCAUGAGCUUUGACCGUUUUGUAGCUAUCUGUGACCCACUACGUUAUUCCACUGUGCUUACCAAUAGCCGCAUCUUGGCUAUGGGUCUGGGUAUCCUUGCCAAAAGUUUCACUACCCUCUUUCCUUUCCCCUUUCUUGUAAAAAGAUUGCCCUUUUGCAAGGGCAAUGUGCUACAUCACUCAUAUUGCCUGCAUCCAGAUCUGAUGAAAGUGGCUUGUGGAGACAUCCAUGUUAACAAUAUCUAUGGACUCUUUGUAGUAAUUUUCACAUAUGGCGUGGACUCAGUUUUCAUCCUUCUGUCUUAUGCAUUGAUCUUGAGAGCUGUGUUGGUUAUUGCAUCACAUGAACAGCGACUCAAGGCACUCAACACCUGCAUAUCUCACAUCUGUGCAGUACUGGCAUUUUAUGUGCCCAUAAUUGCUGUCUCCAUGAUCCAUCGCUUCUGGAAAAGUGCUCCAGCUGUUGUUCACGUUAUGAUGUCCAAUGUCUAUUUGUUUGUACCUCCCAUGCUCAACCCCAUUAUCUAUAGUGUGAAGACCAAGGAAAUUCGAAAAGGGAUGCUCAAAGUCUUUCAGAAAUCCCAGACCUGA